AUGGCCGACAAGCUAGCCAAGGAAUUCGCUGGAUCGUGGAACUUCGUCAGCGGCGAGAACUUUGAGGAGUACAUGAAGGAAUGUGGUGUCGGGCUCAUAACGCGAAAGCUUGCAGCAAAUCUCAAGCCGGUCCUCGAGUUCGUCAUUGAAGAUGGUAAAUGGACAAUGACAUCAACCUCUACUUUCAAGACGCAUGUGGUCAAGUUCGAAAUCGGCGCUGAAUUCAACGACAAGACCGCUGAUGGACGUGAUGUGAAGAGCACUUUCUUCGUCGAGGGAGAUAAACUCAUCCAACAAGAAAUCGGCCUCAAGGGCGGAAAGGACUCGCGUUUUGAGCGUUACAUCGAGGACGGAAAGCUGAAGAUUGUCUGCGAGUGUAAUGGUGUCAAAUCAACUCGCAUCUACGAGCGGGCU
Molecule: messenger RNA, 414 nt
Organism: Mesorhabditis belari
Lineage: Eukaryota; Metazoa; Nematoda; Chromadorea; Rhabditida; Rhabditidae
Source: the annotation of a GenBank genome assembly